Periconia digitata is the source of this 1543-nucleotide messenger RNA. Lineage: Eukaryota; Fungi; Ascomycota; Dothideomycetes; Pleosporales; Periconiaceae. The record is from the annotation of a GenBank genome assembly.
UAAUAUGUUUCACUGCGACCUGGAUAAGCGACAGGCGGCAUAUUGGAAUCACCACCCCUGGUCAUCGGCAAAAUCCUCCGUGCUGUUUCAUCGCCAGGUGUGUACUGACAGCUGAAAAUAACCUCAUAAUAACCUGCGAUAACCAAGUAAAUAAACUUGGAUCACUUUUCCACGAAGCGUCCAUCAGAAAACUUUUAGCGGUAUUCUCUUCGCAAAUAUGAAGUCAACCUUGCUCGCGCUCGCUUUCGCGGCAUCCUCCCAAGCCGCACUGCGAUUUGGGUGCUCAUCGAUUAGCAUCCAGCGACUCGACCCUCUUGUAGAGCCUGGUCGUAUUCCAUCAGCACAUGUACACCAAAUUGUCGGAGGAAAUUCUUUCAAUGCGACCAUGGGCUCUGGUGCGAACAACGACAUUGCCGACAGAGCCACGUGCACUUCUUGCUUCUUUUCGGAAGACUUUUCCAACUACUGGACUGCUGUGCUUUAUUUCAAAGCUCGCAAUGGCACAUUCAAACGCGUACCUAUCAAAGCAAACUCUGCGCUAGAGGGGUCAACAGAUGGGAUGACGAUUUACUACACCCAGAAGGACUUCAACUCGAAUGGAAACGCAAAGAUCACGGCAUUUCCACCUGGCUUCCGAAUGACCGUUGGUAGCCCAACAACGACAGAGAAAUCCGAUGUUGUCAAUGGACUCUCUUACACCUGCCUCCAGAACAUCAACACCAGAGGAUCGGAGACCCAAGAAUUCCCAACAAAGCCAUGCCCUGCUGGUAUUAUGGCAAUUCAUCAUUUCCCAGCAUGUUGGGAUGGAAAGAACCUCGACAGUCCCGACCAUCAAUCUCAUAUGUAUAGCACAACGAAAAAGGGCACUUUCGUAGAAGCAGGCCCCUGCCCAGCUUCACACCCCGUCCGCAUGCCACAGCUCGCUUAUGAGACCAUAUGGGACACCACCAAGUUUAACGAUAAAUCACAAUGGCCUGCCGAUGGCUCGCAACCCUUUGUUUGGAGUAUGGGCGAUAGAACCGGGUAUGCGACCCACGGCGAUUACGUCUUCGGCUGGAAAGGCGAUUCCCUCCAAAAAGCUAUGGACUCAUCCUGCAUGUUCCAGGCCUGUGGGAAUGGCAAGCCUCUUCUGAGCCAAAACGCCGCAGCCAUCAACAACUGCAAAGUCAAGUCGACGAUCAAUGAAGACACUGAAGGAUGGCUGACAUCGCUCCCUGGUGCAAUGUGAGCACAUAAAUGUGUUAUAUUAAACGGAAUCAUGUUCUUCUUCGAACUUGGUGGACCUUUGGGAAGCCGUCAGUGCCAGUUUGUGUAGCACGAAUCCCUGUCUCAUGCUUCAUGAUAGCCCCAACAUGGAUCAUGAUUUUGGGCACAGCCAAUCAGGUCACUUUAUAGGCUAUAUGCUCCGAUCACCUUUUCUUUUUGUUUCUAAAUUUGCUUCGAUAGCUUUGACAGCAUAUACACAUACUCUUCUCGCACCAGGAACAGUGAAAUACUAUUUCAUAUACAGCCUGUCUACUCUGGCCCCUCUAGGUGCGAUCUC